AUGGAUGACUCUUCUGACGAUGAGAUCCAAGGUUUCUCAAAUAUACAAGCUCUUCACGUACAAACACCCUUGAUACAUUCGCCAAAACUCAGCAUCAAGCUGGAUUGCAAUAUUUACUUUAAAAUGGAAAACAUACAGCCUUCAGGAUCAGUCAAAAUGAGGGGUAUUGGCAACUUUUGUUACAAGGCAGUUGAAUCAAGAGGGACAGAUAUACAUUUGAUUUGUGGAUCAGGCAUAAACACGGUAUUAGCAGUGGCCUAUUGUGCCAGGCAAUUAAAUGUGAAUGCUAUCAUUGUCAUGCCUAAAGAGACAGCGAGUUCUGUCUGUGAUGCUGUUCGAUUAGAAGGCGCACAAUUAAUUUUGUUUGGUGAGGAUUGGGCAGCUGCUGAAUCGCAUGCUAGAAAACUAGUAAAAAGAAAUGGUGUCUAUGUUCCUUCCUCAGACCAUGAAUCUAUUUGGGAGGGCCACUCUACUCUUGUGUAUGAAUUAAAGUCACAAUUAAACGAUAUGCCACCAGCAGCUAUUGUGUGCCCUGUAGGUGGAGGUGGGCUACUAAACGGUGUGAUUACAGGCUUACAAGAUAUUGGAUGGAAAGAAGUCCCUGUGAUUGCAGUAGAAACACAUGGAAGUAAUGCGUUUCAAGCUUCUGUAGUAGCAGGCAAAUUAGUCUCUUUACCCAAGAUUUCUACCAUUGCUUCUGGACUGGCUUCAACUUCUGUCAGUAGUAAAUCGCUUGAAUUAAGUCUUGUGCAUCCUGUUGUGCCUUUUGCUGUAAGCGACGCUAUGGCUGCAGAUUCUGUUCGACUGUUUGCAGGUAAAAUAGCUUGA
Molecule: messenger RNA, 828 nt
Organism: Gilbertella persicaria
Lineage: Eukaryota; Fungi; Mucoromycota; Mucoromycetes; Mucorales; Choanephoraceae
Product: tryptophan synthase beta subunit-like PLP-dependent enzyme
Exons: 4
Coding region: 1-828 (275 amino acids)
Biological process (GO): L-serine catabolic process; L-threonine catabolic process
Molecular function (GO): L-serine ammonia-lyase activity; threonine deaminase activity
Source: RefSeq, a predicted model, not a curated record